UGAGGCCAAAGCAUAGAAAAUAUGUCCUUCUUCUCUCUCCCAGGCUUUAUUUGUUCUGCCUCCGAGGCUUAAUAAUCUAGCUGACCAUGUUCUUUAUUUAUUCUCUUCCAGUGACUCUCGUGUGCCUUGGCUGUGCCAUGUGAAGUCAAGAAAUGGCAGAGAGUGGAAAAAAUGGGGCAGGAGGAAGCGAGGAUAAAGGAAGAGAAGGUGGCAGACCUCUCCAGGGGACCCACAGCCCAGUGCGUGACCUCUCCCCAUUAGGUGCCACCUCGCUUGGGUCAAUGAGGCAUCACCCACGAGGGAUAGUGAUCCAGCUGACCAAGACAGAGGCUGAGUGGGACAGCCUGGAUGACAGUGAGCUCAUCUUCUCCAUUGAUCAUGAUGAGGACUACCCCUCUAUCUCUCUGUCAAAGGAGAGGCAGCUCUCUGUUGAGGAUGACAGAGGGUUGCGGUCCCAAGCUUUCCAUGUCCCUCUUUCUCCCUCGUCCCCUGACUCUCUAGGGAACUGCUCUGCCUCGGGCCCCAGCUUCCUUUCCCCAGGACCCUCCUCACCCACCCACCGACCCCUGGCCAGCCUAGUCAAGUCCCUGUCCACAGAGCUGGAACUGAAAGAAGGCUCCACCCUCAGACCUAAGCCCUUUCUCAGCCUUGUGAAGUCCAUCUCCACGGAGAUCUCUCGUUCAGAGCCUGAGGUGUCGCAGUCAAAAUCUGACUCCCGCCUCAACCUCCACCUGUGGAAGCAGCUGACACAGUCUAAAACCCGCACCAAUGGGGACUCUCGUACUGCGCCUCCCUCUCCUUGUGCAUACUCCCCUGGUGUAGAGGGUCAGAAAGGGGGCUUCUUCAAAAUGGAACUUGAGGACACCAAGAGGAAGCUCUCUGAGGCUGUACAUGAACCGCUGAGCAGCAUGUUCAAUAAAAUCAUGAGAGAGGAGAGCACAGGCAGCCCCAAACUCCAGUGUAAGACCCAGGGGACUCACCAGGGGAGCUCCAGAGGUUUGGGGCGAGACAGUAGCACAGAAACAGGGAUUUCAGAGUCCCCUGUGAGGAGCACUAGGCAAACAGACAGUGAUAUUUUGCCUGUUUUUGAGUGGCCUUCGGUGAGGCAUCCUGGAGGAAGCCACCAUAGCACCUGCCCUGUGCAUCAGAGCAAACAUCACCAGGAUGAGGAUCUUGAAAUAUGCACAGAUGGGGACAUGAUGCAAGUAUUUGCCAUCAAGACCCACAGGCAGACAAGGAGAGUCCCUACAGCACCCCCAGUUAGGACCUCUUGUCUUCCUCAACCCCCUCAUCCUCUGCCACGCAUGAGUUUAUUCUGUGUGGCAGUGCUGUCCUAUGGAUACUUCAUCCUACCUCUGAGUUCAUACUUCUCUGGCCUGGCUCUGGGAUUAGCAUUGGGCUUCUUGCUAGGACUCUUGCUCAUUAGGAUGGGUUCCUCAAGGUCUCACUAUUCAGCUCCUCCAUGCAGACCAGCACAGACUCUGUUGGGAGAAGGGAUUCUGAUGGGUGGGAUGGUCAACAGUGAGCCUGACAUCCUCAAGGGCUGGAUGAAUGAGAUACAUGAUUAUGACCCAGAAACCUACCAUCCAGCACUGACUCACUCAGUGUUUGCCUCCCUGGAGGGCUCCUGUCUCCGCCUGGACACCCCACGUACAAACAUCAGCCGGAGGGCCACUUACGAUGAAAGAGUUCCAGAGGCCAGCUUCGUCAAAUCACGUUCCUUUCAGCUAGCAAAGAGCAAAGUUCUCCUGCUGCCAUCUGUGUUGGCUCGGAAGAGACUGUGGAACCCAAAGUAUCCCAUCUGUAUCCAAUUGGCCAGCGGAGCAAACUCUCAGGAGGAGGAUGGAGGAAAGUUGGAGGAUAGUCAAGAAGAGGAACCAGGGGCAGAACCAGUUAAUCCAAGACAAAGUUCUUCUAAACCUGUCAGUGACCCUCCGGCCACUCUUUACCUCUUUGGACGCACAGGGAGAGAGAAGGAGGAGUGGUUUCGCUACUUCCUGUUUGCAUCUAUGGACACAGAGAGAGAAAAGGAGACAGACAAACAGAGGCCUGGCAGAUGUGUGUCCAGAUCGGGUAUGAGAAACGUAAAUAAUGCAUUAAGUAUUUGUACCCAAGGUAACGUCCCAAGCAGCAGAGGCUCCAGCAGAGUGGGCAGCAGUGAUGAAGACACCCCCUCCACACCUACAGUCCCUAACCCUACAACUUAUAUCAAUCAGACCUCCAGUAACACAAGGGGCCUUUCACUGCUAGACUACCCUUGCUACAUGGCUCGUCUCGUGGCUGUCGAGGAGCUGACCCCACUCUCCAGCCCUGGAGCCAGCAGCACAGAGACAAGCCCCACUAUCAAAGGAAAUGUAACCCUGACUCGGGUGUCUUUUCCACAGUGUACCUGUGAUGUAGCCGAGUACCCUGGGAAGAGCCAGACUGUGUGGGUUAAUGCUCUAAUUGGUCGAAUCUUCUGGGAUUUCCUCCGAGAGAAGCACUGGGCCGACGCCGUUUCCCACAAGAUCCAGAAGAAGCUCAGCAAAAUCAGACUGCCUUACUUUAUGAAUGAGCUGACUCUGACGGAGAUGGACAUGGGCUCCUCUAUGCCACAAAUCACUGUUACCUCAAGACCAGAGGUUAACCACAAAGGCUUGUGGGUGGGGCUGCAGCUGGUCUACACUGGUGCUCUGCAGAUGACCCUGCAGACCAAGUUCAACCUGUCCAAGCUGGGCAAAGAAGGUGGCCAAGACAUGGACUGUACAACUGAUACUGGCAGCCCACGGCCCAUCCUCAGCGUGUUGGCAGACAGCGAUGAGGAAUCCUCCAGUGCUGGUUCAUCUGAUGAGGAAGAACUGCUCCUCUCUGAGCCUCAGGGGCUGGUGGGGGAGAAGGCAUCCACCCCAGCUACUGAAGGCACAGGAGGUGGGAGGACUGGAAGGAAGAUUUUGAGAUUUGUAGACAAAAUCGCUAAAUCCAAGUAUUUCCAGAAGGCGACGGAGAACGAGUUCAUUAAGAAGAAGUUUGAGGAGAUGUCAAACACACCACUGCUGCUUACUGUAGAGGUUCAAGAGCUGUCAGGGACUCUGGUUGUCAACAUCCCACCGCCCCCCACAGACAGGAUAUGGUACAGUUUCUGUGUGCCACCCAAGCUGGAUCUCCACGUGCGUCCAAAACUAGGAGAGAGGGAGGUGACUUUAUGUCAUGUGACGGAAUGGAUUGAAAAGAAACUGCAGGAUGAGUUCCAGAAAGUGUUUGUGCUGCCAAACAUGGAUGACAUCUACCUGCCCCUAAUGCACUCAGGGGUGGACAGCCCUCAGUCAUCCCAGCCUCUGUUCUCUCAGUCCCAACAGUCCCAAAGCUCCUCCACAGAGUCCAUAGAGAGGAUCCCACCUAAGAUCUCUGAGGCAGAGUCUGACUCGUGCCUCACUGUUGACGAUCAGUUAUAA
Messenger RNA from Scomber japonicus (chub mackerel), 3431 nucleotides. It is a transcript of the gene tex2l, whose product is annotated as testis expressed 2, like. Gene Ontology annotation, cellular component: endoplasmic reticulum. The transcript has 11 exons. Gene Ontology annotation, molecular function: lipid binding. The record is from RefSeq and is a predicted model, not a curated record. NCBI's taxonomy places the organism in Eukaryota, Metazoa, Chordata, Actinopteri, Scombriformes, Scombridae. Bases 153 to 3431 code for a protein of 1092 amino acids.